GCCAUUAAGUAGCAGAGCCCAAAUUCUGCUCCGACUCCUGCCCAGAACAUCCACACAGGCUCCCAGGUGGCCUUGAGGCUGGCGUGGGUAAAGAUGGGGCAGAACGCGACAGCUCAGGUCCCUCUGCCUGCCGGAGUAGAAGUGUGGAAGUUUUCUUUGGUUUGAAUGUUUUUGGCCGGCUGGAAUGGCCACGUGUCGAGACCUGGGUCUCACCUGUAGCACAGGUGGACUGAUAGUGCUUAGCAGGUGCACGGCUCUUCACAGACAUCCUCCCAAGCCCCAAAGGGAGGCAGGGAAGUACUGUUCUCAUCAUGCUGCACAUAGGGGAAACUGAGGCAGGUUUGCUAAGUGAGGUGAGGUCACAACAGGGAGGAAGUGACAUGGCCAAGAUUGGAAUCCAGGAACUCCUGGCUCCAGUCUGGUGCUUGUCCCACUUGCCCGCACCUCUGUUCGCCCCUUCCCCAUCCGCGCAGGUUCUGCUGUAGCUAACUCCGUUCCGAGUGUCCGUGCGGCUGGGUGACGCAGCUCGCCUGUGCUGCAGGAUGCCUCGCGCCUCUCUGGCACGCUCAGCCGUGGGCAGUCUUCCAGCCCCACAAACCUGGCUCUCUUCGUUGGCAGCGCAAGAGCCUGCCACUGCGCCGUGCAGGCCAGCCGAGGUCACGCUGCUGACCGCUCCGAGCGGCGCUGACAAGCAAUCUCCUUGCAGUUCAGUCCAGUUCCUACUGCCCCUCUGCCUCCCUCCUGCAAGGGACUCAUUUCUGCAGACAGUUGGGAUGCUUUCCGGCUCCAGGCGUGUACUUCCCCCUCCUCGGGGCUGGGCUGGGCUGGGCUGGUGACACCUGCUUGGAGAGCAGAGACCAGUGGAAUGUUACAAAGAACAGAUCUGAUGAGCAGGGUGAUUACGGGGGUGGAAUUUAGAGUAGCCGGAGCCUUGGCACAAUUGGCUGCCAUCAGGAAAUGCUUCUGUGCCAGGAGCCCCUAGGAGCCGUGGCGAUUCGAGGGCGAGUCUGUGUUUCAGACAGGAAAUGGCUGAAGAAAUGUACAGAACGACCGGCUAGUUCUGUGUUGGUGCAGGAUUUCUGAGGUCCAAGAGGAAAUUCCAGUGCCCGGCCCAGUGUCUCCUGGAGUAGCCAAGGAGAAACUGAAACCCGCCUGGCAGCGAGUGGGGUCUGGAGGGGGGAAAGGGGGGCUGCCCAGUCCAUAGCCGUGGGUGGCCAGCGUGCACCAUUGUGGCACAGAUGCUACGUUUCAUCCAGUAGGAAGUGGAGCUUUGGGAUUCACCCUCUGCUGCUGGAGACUCUCCACUGCUCUCCUCUCCCGUGGGCUCAGGGUUGGAGGCAGGGCUUGCUGGUUUGAUGAAAACGUCAGUUCCCUUUCCCUUCCCUCCUUUGUUCCCCCCUGCCCUUUUCCCUGGAGUUCCCCAUGCUUCUUCCUUUCUCUUUGUCAUGAAGUCAAGUCUGCACCCAGGGGUGGGAGAACCUGCUCUCGCGGCCUUUUGCAGAAUCACCGCUAGCUACAAGGCGUCCCUUAUGAGGGUGUCAGUGGGAAAUGAGACUAGACCAUUGCAGAGGAGAUUUCCCGUCUUGCACUUGCACUUCCUUGUACCUUUCUGGAGCGGUUUGUAAAAUCCCAGCGCUACAGAACCCAGCCGCGUCUGGGCCCUCCACAGAGUCGAACCAGGAAAGUGGUACUAGACCCUCCUUACUAAAUUAAAUGUAGAGGCUGCUCCUCCAAGGAAAAGUUCAGUUCAUCCGUAGGGUUUGAUUUCCCAGCCACAGCAAUAUGGUGCCUCCAGGGAAAAAGCCAGCUGGAGAAACGUCCAAUUCCAAUAAAAAGUGUAAGCGCUAUUUCAAUGAGCACUGGAAGGAGGAAUUUACCUGGCUGGAGUUUGACUAUGAAAGGAAACUCAUGUUUUGCAUAGAAUGUCGCCAGGCGCUGGUGAAGAAUAAACACGGCAAAGCGGAGAAUGCCUUUACCGUGGGCACGGAUAACUUCCAGCGUCAUGCCUUGCUGCGGCACGUCACCUCUGGAGCGCACCGCCAGGCGCUGGCGGUUAACAGAGAGCAGCUGGCGUUCGAGGCUCGCGUCCAUAACCACCAAGAGCUGCGCUCCGUGAUCAAGGUGGAAGUGAACCCCGCCAAGAUAGCCAUCCUCACCACCGUGUACUGGAUGGCUAAGGAAGAGAUCCCGGACGAGAAGUGCUCCUCGCUGCUUGAGUUCCAGAAGUUCAAUCUCUGCCAGGCGUUGCUGACCUCGGAGCUCAGUGACUGUUACCACCCCCGCAGCGUCAAAGAGAUGCAGGCAGCGAUCGUCAAAGUCCUUCACAACGAGGACAGGCACAAGAUGAAAGCCUCGCCAUUCGUUGGGCUGGUGGUGGACGAGACGGUCGACGUUCUGGAGCACAGGAACCUGGUCAUGUUUACAACCACCGUCUCCCCGUGCGACGGGCAGACCUCCAUCACAUUCCUGGGCAGCUUUGAGCUGCCAGCUGGGGAGGCCUACACUGUGGCGGACAAAGCGGUCGAGGUGAUGCACUCUUUUGGCGUUCCCACCAUGAAGAUCACGUGGCUCAGCUCUGACAGCUCUUCCCUGAUGGCCGAUAGGCUGAAUGGGGUGGGGACCAAGCUGAAGUCCAUCUGUCCUCUUCUCACUGAAAUGCACUGCGUGUCCCACAGGAGCUCCCUGCUGCCAGCUGAGAGUGUCGUUAAUAUUGAGUAUGUCCGGAAAUACGAGACCACGGUGGAUGCUGUCUACCGACUGUACUCCAACUUCAAAGGGGAGAGCAACAGCCUCCAGGAGCUGCAGAGUGUCCUGGAUCUAUGUGAGAUAGACCUGGAGGGACCCAAGACCAUCCAUUGGACUUCCAUCUUCCCAGCUGUGGAGGCAAUUGACUCCUCAUGGCCUACAUUGGUGCUUCUGCUGGAGAGUGAGUCGGAGAGGUCCCCUGUGGCAUUUGGCCUCUGCGAAGAGCUCAAGAAGUUCCAGUUUGUGGCUUUCACAAAGAUCCUCCUGGAUGUCCUCCCCAUCUUCCAGAAGCUGAGUCGGUUCUUCCAGAUUGAGGAUUUCGAUCUCUCCAUCCUGAAACCCAUCGUCUCUGCCACCGCCACCACCCUGCAGGCCCAGAAGACCACGAGCGGCCAGAACUUCCAGGAGUUCCUCAAUGAGAUGAAUGAGCAUCCCCGAGAGGACCGGGAAGACGAGAGCCGUUUCUACUACAAAGGGGUGGAGCUCGCCAGCUGCUCCAAGGUGCACCUGAAGAACUUUGAGCACUUGAAGGAAACCUACCUCGAGAGUGUGCGGGGCAACUUGCUGGAUCGGUUCCCUAGUCAUGUGCUUGAGGCUGUCAACUCCUUCUCCGCCAUCUUUAACCCCAAGUGCUACCCCCAGUCUUUGGAUGAUAUCGGCAGCUACGGCAUCACCGAACUGAACUUCCUCUUGCAGGCUUAUUCCCGGGUGGUGGUGAGUGAAAGGGCGCUGAACGAUUUCCCCCUUUUCAAACGGAUAGUGUUCAGCCUCAGCCAGUUAUCCUUCAAGGACCUUUGCGUCAAGCUGGUUUACAGCCAUUCCGAAAUGCACGAGCUCUUCCCGGACUUUGCUGUCCUGGCUGCCAUUGCUCUGGCCUUGCCUCUUGGCUCGGUGCUCUACGAGAAGAUCAACCGGGGCCAGGAACUCAUGAAACGCAGCCAGUGGCGCUACGCAAAGGACUCCGGCCUGUCCAACUUCAUGAAGAUCGCCAUAGACGGGCCCACCAUUAAUGAGUUUGACUUUGCAUUAGCCAUUGAGUAUUAUGAAAGUCUGAGAGAAUCCGAUUUCAUCAUGGCACAGGUUCAAUAAGAUGAAAACCAAGCCACCUUUUGGGUGAUCAACUGUGAAAAUACGAAAUAUUUUUGACUCCAAGAUAACAUUACCCUGCUGAUAGGGUGUGAGGCCUUACAUUUAAGCAAGAAUAUCUAAGGGUUGAGUUUUGUUUUGUUCUCAUUAUUAUGAUUUUCCCUUUGCUCUACCACUCUCAUCUCUUCCAUCAGUUCUGAUCAGCCAGCCCCACGAACAUGCUCCAGAAUCUAGGGCUAAAUGUGAAAUGUUGCAAGAGUGUUCUGUUCAGCGGUGGGAGUUUUCGAGCAAGUCCUAUUAUGAAGCAGGACAAGGGAGCUUUUUCUUAAAUUCAUUUCGGUCCUGCUAUCUCAAAAGAAAUUUGAUUGAAUUGGCUGAAAUGUUUAAUAUCCAUUUUUCCUGUUGGUUUUAGCCACACUAUUACAUUUAACAUUGUAUUUAGAUUCACUUUCUUUCCUUCAAAAAAAAAAUCUCAUAUCUUGAGCUCGAACAUAACGUUGCUUACACACACCGUUCCUGGCAGCUUUCUCUUGAUGUUCUGUUCUGCAAAAAAAAUCCAAUUUUUUUCUCUUUGGAGCCUAGAGAAUGAACGCUGAAGAGACGGCAUAUCUUUCUAGCUCUGUCACACGUCUCAUCAUGCCUAGCAGUGUCUUGUUAAAAUUCCUUGCACAUAGCACAAAAUAUUGUUAGUGUUGGAAUCAACUCAUGAUCCUUCCAAAUUCAAGUAAUUUGGAGAGUGAUAUUGUAAUCACCAAGGAAAUAGUAACUUUUAAAUGCAUCCUUGUGUAUAUAUGUUUGUGUAUAUAUAUAAAUUUAUAUAAAUAUAGAUAUAUAUUAAAUAAAUAUAUCUUAACUUUCCUAGUGUUAAAAUACAAAGAUAUCUAAAAGGACUUUGGUUUUGUUUUGUUUUUGCAAUGACAGAAUAAAUUAUAUACAGGGGUCCAACAAAGUAAUAAACUGAAUUCCUGGUCUUUUCAGAACAGCACAUUGCCCCUAACCUUUCUGUUGCAGUCUGAGCCUUCUGCAAUCUUACAACCAAAGAAAAUGGCCUGUAACAUCCACCUUAUGGACAAACUUGAGUUUUGUUUCUAUUGAUUCUUUUCUUUUUUAUUUUUUUAACAUUCCCUCACCUUGGAGUGAGUGAUCCCGGGACAGUCGAGGGUCAGACGGCUCCUCUAUCCGUAGGGGGUCGGUACACAAGCGUUUAACCUUUGUCACCAUGUCCGGAUAGAGCCUGUGUUGUAUGGCAUGUGUCCUCUUUGUUAUUUACACAGGCUUAUGUUUGUUUUUAUCUUAUCUUACUUGCGGUGUUUUUCUUAGUUUGGG
Mauremys reevesii (Reeves's turtle) is the source of this 5157-nucleotide messenger RNA. Its product is annotated as zinc finger protein 385C-like. The record is from RefSeq and is a predicted model, not a curated record. The coding region runs from base 1783 to 3834 and encodes 683 amino acids. Gene Ontology annotation, molecular function: nucleic acid binding; zinc ion binding. The transcript has 3 exons. Gene Ontology annotation, cellular component: nucleus. NCBI's taxonomy places the organism in Eukaryota, Metazoa, Chordata, Testudines, Geoemydidae.